Molecule: messenger RNA, 1983 nt
Organism: Poeciliopsis prolifica (blackstripe livebearer)
Lineage: Eukaryota; Metazoa; Chordata; Actinopteri; Cyprinodontiformes; Poeciliidae
Gene: fbxw9
Product: F-box and WD repeat domain containing 9
Exons: 8
Coding region: 194-1945 (583 amino acids)
Molecular function (GO): protein binding
Source: RefSeq, a predicted model, not a curated record
UCCCUAACAGCACUGAGGUAGACUGCUGUGGGUUGUGUUUUGAUUGUUGCCGCUUGUCAUAUUCCGUUUCAGAUGAGUGUUUUUUUUUUUUUUUCUUUUUUAGAGGUAACACCUUUUUAAAGACUCGCAACCGGGAGGCAGCAACUUCACCUUGAACCCAGCAAACUCUGUUGAGUUAGUGGUCAAAACAGAGAUGUCUGAGGUUAGAGUUGACCUACAUGAAACAGAAUCGGAGAAAGGAGUUCCGGACGGACUGGACCAGCGGAAAUCUCCAUGUCCUGACCGUUCCAACAUGGAGCUCCAAGGCCUUUCCCCUCCUCUUAGCUCACCAUCAGCAGGACCAAGUCCCUCACCAUCUGCUUCUGCUGAGUCAAGUGGCUUGUUGUUCUUACCAUGGGAGAUCCUGACUCACAUAGCUUCAUACCUUCCUGCACAUUGUUUGAUCAAUGUGCUGCCACAGGUAUGUCGCACUUUAAGUACAGUUGGUGAAGACACCACAGCUUGGCAGCUUCGGGCACAAAGACUAAUUGGAUCAAGAGUGAGGUUUCCAGUUGGGCCAAGGGAUGAUUUUGACUGGCCCACUUCUUGCCUGGAGAUGGAGCAGCUCAUUACCUUCUGGGCAGGUGAAGUGCAGCAAGUGGGCAAACAAUCAGAGGAGGAAGUAGAUCAAGUGAGGCUGGAGGAGAGAGGACAGGCUGCUGAAGAGAACGAAAAUGAAGAAGGAGAGGAGGAGGCUAGGGUGGGAGUGGCAGCACAGGAGGUUGCUUAUGGUGCUGAUGAAGGUAUAGAAGUAGUAAUGGAAGUGGAGAAUGGUGAAAUACAUCCAGUGUUAGUUGAGGACCAGAUGGAACAGUUGAGAGCGGGAUUGGAAGACAGGCUGGAGGUUGAUAUAGCUGCACUGAUUGAAGAUGAAAGGAUGGAGCUCAAUGCUGAUGUGGGACCAGAAGCUGCUCAUCGUGACCAAAACAACGUUGCCUCCCCAAGACAUGUCAAUGACAGGGAAAGAGCGGAAAUGGCCCAACACCAACCUUCCAGAAGUCCUAGUCCUCCCCCAGCACUGGAGUGCAUUACAUUACCCUCAAGCCACAUUGCGCUGGUCAACUCUGUGCUCCUGCUUGGAGGAAAGGGAGCAGUUUGUGCCACGGGGUCGCGAGACUAUGAUGUGAAACUUUGGGACCUGGAGGAAGGAUCUAACGGUACACUGCUGCACACCCUGGGAAGGAAAGGUGACUUCACAUCUCAUCAGGGCUGGGUCUGGUGCCUGGCAUCCGAGGGUCCUCUUCUGGCCUCAGGGAGCUUUGACAGCACAGUGAGGCUGUGGGACUUGGAGGCAGGCGGCACCAAUAGAGGCCUGAUCAGGACCGGGUCAGCUGUUCUCUGCCUGUCCUGUCAGAACGAUGUUUUACUGGCUGGGACGUUUAACAAGAGGAUCAAUAUGUAUGACACGAGAGCUCCUGAACCACUGAUUAAAAGUGUUCAUCUCCAUGGCAAUGCUGUAAUGUGCCUGGCUGCUGACGAUACAUACAUCAUCUCAGGGAGCGAAGACUGCACUGUGGCAGUCUAUGACUGCAGGGCCAUGAGGGCAUUAAAGAAAAUUAAGCUGAGCUCCUAUUUAUCCUCCAUGAGCUACAGUGGCCAUGAGGUUUGGGCUGGAGACAAGAAAGGCAUGCUGCACUCCUUCUCCAUGCAGACCGGCACCUUAAAGGUCCUGUCCAGGUUUGAUGUGGGACAUUCGGCUCUGGUUACUGGCGUCCACAAGUCUGCAGGAAGCCUCUACACCUGCUCUACUGAUAAAACUGUCAAGAUCCAUAUCCCAAGUGGACCACCAAGGACUUUAUGUACACUGUGCCAUGCCGGCGUAGUCCAUGGGCUGAGUGUGGAGGCUGGGAUAGUUGCUGUGUCCACCGGCGAUGAUACUGUGAAUAUCUGGAGACCCAGGAAUUAAAAUGCCACUGGAGGUUUUGAAAAAAGCUUCAUACAAGA